GUACGCUAGCUCGGCUCGGAGCUCAAAGCCUUUUUUGGGUCGUACUGCUGCGGGAAACCAACCGUUCGCAGCUCGUGAGCGGCUGUACAACAAUGGAGCCCAUGCGCGGCCCCGGAGCGCGCCCGCAGCGCAAGCGCAAAGCCGUGGACUACGCAGCAGUCAAUGAGGGCGUCGAGAAGGUCGGCCUUGCGUCGCGCUGGAUCCCGCACCUCGAACGCACAAAGGAUGAGUUCCUGGAUGGCGCAGCGCUAGGCGUCGCGCGGCUCGCGACUGGCAGCGACCUAAACGACGCUUGGGCCCGGAAGACGGACCUGCGCACGCCCGCAAUUAUUGAAUCGACGGAGGGCCUGGGUAUGACGCUGCCGGAACCGCACUUCAUGGUUCGGGACGUGGCCAAGGUUAUCGGCGAAGAAAAGCCGGUGCAGGUCAUGCGGUCGCGCGACCAGACGAAUUUAGAUCAUUGGUCCCUCGGCGACUGGAGCCGCUAUUAUGAUGCUCCGCGCCGUCAGGAGGUCCUGAACGUCAUUUCGCUCGAGUUCUCGCGGACGGCGUUGGCCGGCCAGGUUGUGUCGCCGGAAUUCGUGCGCAAGCGAGACUGGAUCGACACGGCGUGGCCCGCGAAUUUGAGGGCCCAAGGUCACUGGCCUCAGGUCCAAUACUACUGCUUGAUGUCCACCGCUGGAUGCUACACAGACUUCCACGUGGACUUUGGGGGCACUGCUGUGUGGUACCACGUCUUCCGGGGACAGAAGGUUUUCUAUUUAAUCAAGCCCACGCCUGAGAACCUGAAAGCCUACGAAGCCUGGAUCUGCGACGCGAAGCAGGACUCGACCUUCUUCCCAGACACGAUCGGCGGCCCGACCGAGUGCGCGCGCGUCGAGAUCAACGCGGGGCAAACGUUCUUUAUACCGAGCGGUUGGCUGCACGCCGUGCUGACGCCCGUCGACUCGCUCGUCUUCGGGGGGAAUUUCCUGCCGGGCCUGGCUACCGUGGACCUGCAGCUCGCGGUCCGCGACAUCGAAAAGCGGACGCACGUCAAGAAGGAGUACACGUUCCCCUUGUUCGUGCCGUGCCUAUUCUUCGGGCUCGCUACAGCGUUGGUCCGGCUCAAGACGACGGCGGCGGCCGCGCAGCUCGAUACGCUCGUCGCCUUAACGACGCGCGAGGACAAUAAAGAUGUGGACGUGUCGACGACGCCCGCGCCACUCACGGCACGCGAGCACCGAGGCCUCGCCGCGCUCAUUGAGGCCUGCGGGGCCUGGGCGGCCGACGAGGCGGCGUGCGACGACCGAGAGCGACCGUUCUUGACGCUUGCUGCCGAAGCGGCCGGAUGCACCAGCACGACGGAACUCGUGGAAGCAGCACGUGAGGCACUCGCCGCGGUCCCUGAACCGAAGCCCAAGUUCACGAUCAAGCUCCAACGCGGCGCUGACGACGAAGCGGCGCCCGCGCCGCCGCCGAAGGUUGUUUUCUCGCCCGCGGCGUCGUAUGGCGGCGCGCGGCCGGGCUACGUAUUCAUGACGGGUAGCAAAGGCCUCGGCUACUACAUGGAGGGCACCGAGGCGCCGCCCGCCCCGGCGGCAGCGCCGCCGCCGCCGGUUCCGGAGGAAGCUCCCGUCCGCUACCGCGCGGGGCCGGCGUGGGACCGCAUGGCCCCGGCGCCGGCGCCACUCGACGAGGACGACGCCGAGUUCGAGCUGGCCGCGGCGGAGGAGAGGAAACGCGCCGCGCCCCGGCCGAGAAAAGCUCCGAAGCCGGCGGCCGUGCCCAAGCCGGCCCCGCGUCCGAGCCAGUGGGCGAAGGCGCCCGGGCACACCGUGGCGAAAAAAGGGACGGGCACGGCCAAGGGCCGCCUCCUCGCGAAGCUAGGCAAGAAACGUCGGUAAUUUGAAUCAAUA
Messenger RNA from Pelagomonas calceolata, 1898 nucleotides. The record is from the annotation of a GenBank genome assembly. Lineage: Eukaryota; Pelagophyceae; Pelagomonadales; Pelagomonadaceae.